Jatropha curcas is the source of this 1000-nucleotide messenger RNA. RefSeq names its product OTU-like cysteine protease family protein. Gene Ontology annotation, molecular function: cysteine-type deubiquitinase activity. The record is from RefSeq and is a predicted model, not a curated record. Gene Ontology annotation, biological process: ERAD pathway; endoplasmic reticulum unfolded protein response; protein deubiquitination. Gene Ontology annotation, cellular component: nucleus; cytosol. Lineage: Eukaryota; Viridiplantae; Streptophyta; Magnoliopsida; Malpighiales; Euphorbiaceae.
GUGCAAAAAUCAGGCGUCCCCCAAACCCGUAAAAAUGGGGAAACCUCAAAGAUUUAAAGGUUUUACAUUUCAUAAUCCAUACCCGAAAAGAAAAAGACAAACCUAAGGAACUCACGUCUCCCUCUCACCUACUUGUUUCAAAAUUCAAAUUAAAGACUGUGUUUAUUUAUCUAAAGCAUGGAAGGAACUGUUGUUAGAAGGGUAAUUCCAUCAGAUAACAGUUGUCUUUUCAAUGCUGUUGGAUAUGUUAUGGAACAUGACAAAAACAAAGCUCCAGAGUUGAGACAGGUUAUAGCUGCAACAGUUGCAAGUGAUCCAGAGAAGUAUAAUGAAGCAUUUCUCGGAAAGCCAAACCAAGAUUAUUGUGCUUGGAUCCUUGACUCUGAGAAGUGGGGAGGUGCCAUUGAGCUUUCCAUUUUAGCAGAUUAUUAUGGACGUGAAAUUGCAGCCUAUGAUAUUCAAACAACACGAUGUGAUUUGUAUGGUCAGGACAGGCAGUACUCUGAAAGGGUGAUGCUGAUUUAUGAUGGGCUGCAUUAUGAUGCUUUAGCUAUGUCUCCGUUUGAAGGAGCUCCAGAGGAGUUUGAUCAGACCAUAUUUGCUGUUCAAAAGGAUAGAACAAUUGGACCAGCUGAGGGCCUUGCCCUUAAUCUUGUCAAGGAGCAAAAAAGGAAAAGAAGUUACACGGAUACUUCCAAUUUCACUUUGCGCUGUGGGGAGUGCCAAAUUGGAGUAGUUGGUCAGAAGGAGGCCGUUGAGCAUGCACAAGCCACAGGCCAUGUCAAUUUCCAAGAAUAUAGAUGAUAGAAACUGCGAGGAAGAAAACAACCGAAAACAAUUCAGUUAUAUUCCAACGAACUCAUUCGGUGAUUGUACUUGUUAGUCAAUAAGUUUUUGGAUUCUUUAAGUAACCAAUAAGAUUAUUAUUUGUACAUUUUAACAUUGUUGUAUAAUGUUGAAGUUGCCGAUUAUUAUAGUUUUUGAUAUUAGUUUGAUAGGA